Messenger RNA from Thecamonas trahens ATCC 50062, 11004 nucleotides. RefSeq names its product cell surface receptor IPT/TIG domain-containing protein. The coding region runs from base 1 to 11004 and encodes 3667 amino acids. The record is from RefSeq and is a predicted model, not a curated record. The transcript has 4 exons. Lineage: Eukaryota; Apusomonadida; Apusomonadidae.
AUGCUAAAAAGCAAUCGACUUGACAACCGUGCCGAUGAUACGGUCUAUGUCUACCUUGCUACCGGUACAUACUCGUUUGAUACCGCUCUGGCCCUCCCGUCGUAUACCUUUGUUCAAGGUGGUUACGAGCCUGCGGCCUGGUCGAGGACAAACAACCCAGACACGACUGUCCUCUUCCGAUCAUCUCUCAAUGUCGAUGGCAACGCCUCCUACCCUUACAUCGCCGGUCUCAUCGCUACGGAUGCUUCUCACUUUGAGCUGCAUACUUUGCGGCUUCAAGUCGCAGACGCUCCUGCUUCUUCGGCUGCUGGUGUCACCAUCUACGGCAUCCGUCUCGAGGCCUGCUCUGACUACACCUUUACUCGGGUCCGCGUCGUCACCGGUGCCGCCUCCUCUGGCGCUCCGGGCACCGCAGGCGCCCCUGGCCUGCCCGGUUUGCCCGGUCUCUCCGGCGGCAACGGGACGAAGGAGCUCGAGAACGCACCGGGCCUUGGCGGGACCGGCGGCGCCGGUGCCGGCGUCUACGGCGGGACCGCCGGCGUCAACUCGACCGCCGGCUCGAUGCAGCUCGGCACCAACAUGACUCAAGACGGCAUGGGCGGUGGCGGCGGCGGCUCAGGCGGACCCGCCGGAUGGCAUGGUGCCGAUGGCGGUGCCUCACCUCUCGGCGGACCGGGAGGCGUCGGCGGCACGGCAGGCCCGCCGGGCGGCACAGGCGGUGUCGCCGUCGACGGCGUCUCGGGCGCCGCCGGCGACGAGGGAGGCGUCUCAGCUCAGCUUCCCAUCCACGCUGCAGGAUUUUACUUUCCCGGCGGCCGCGGCGCAAACGGCACCGCCGGCUACGGCGGCGAGGGCGGUUCUGGCGGCGGUGGCGGCGGCGGCUUCCGCUCCACCAACAUCACCGUCUUUGGUGCCGGCUCCGGCGGUGGCGGCGGCGGCGGCGGCGGUCAAGGCGGCUAUCCGGGAACAGGUGGCUUCUCCGGCGGCGGCAACUUUGCCGUCUAUGUCUUCAACAACGGCGCCAACGGCGUCUUCCGCAUGUGCUCGCUCGAGGCCGGUCCUGGUGGCACCGGCGGCGUCGGCGGCCCUGGCGGCGCCGGCGGCGCUGGUGGCGACGGCGGCAUUGGUGGCGUCUUCACCGGCGAUGCCACCGUCCAGUACGUCACUGUUGCAAACUGCACCCACUGGGAACCAGUCUUUACCUGCGCCAACGGCACCUACGUCCAUGACUGUCCCUACGCCUCAUGCUGCCCGCGCGAUGCCAACCCGCAGCCGGUCUGCGUUGGCGGCACGCCCGAGGCCCUCUGCCACGGCGCAACCUGGGACUACAACGCCACAUGCGCCGGCGCGGCUGACUGCUGCCUCGGCAACACCACCGAAGCUUGCUGCUCAAAUGGGACCUACGAGCUGGCGUGCACCAACGGCACUUGGUCGACUCCACAAGACGCGUGCUGCUACGGCAACGACACCGCGACCGCCGCAUGCUGCACAGGUACCUACGGCCUCAACUGCUCCUCCGGCGCGUUCGAGUACAACGCCACGUGCGCCGGCACUGAAGGCUGCUGCCUCGGCAACGCCACCGCCGCUUGCUGCGCAGGCACUCUCGAGCCGUACUGCUCCACAGGUGUCUUUCUCGAUGACUGCGCCGCGCCGCGCCCGUGCUGCUCAGGCAACGCCACCGCCGAAUGCUGCAACGGGACAUACGCCAUCGCCGGCUACACCUGCGCUUCCUGGCUCAACACUACCUUUGUGCCCGAAGAGACCGUUGAAGUGUGCGUCAACAACAACGCCACGGCCUCCUGCUCUGGAAACAUCGUGCCUGAACAGUGUGGCGGCCUCUACUUUCUCGGCAGGUGCACCUCGGGCUACGUCCCCUCUUACUGCAACGGCUCCGUCGUCAUUACAUGCAACGAAGGCGUCGAGUACGUCACCGCAAACUCGACGUUCCUCGACGUCGUCGGCGCUGGCGCCGAUGGUGGAGCUGGCGGGGCCGGCGGGACCGGCGGACCCGGCGGCGCUGGUCUGCCUGGCGAUGUCGCCAACGUUUACAUCGAAGCCUCGGCUGCCGACCCGGUCAUCACCGACUUUCUCGACGAUGCCACCCCGCUCCUCACCAUUGCCCGCGACUGCUUUGUUGGCACCGUCUACCUCUCCCAGUCUAACAUCUCGGCCAGCGCCGUCAACACCACAGCGGGCGAGAUCCUCUGGUCGGUUCCCGGCGCCGCCGCCACAUACUUUGACGAUGCCGAGGCGUACCCGGACGCCAUUGUCCGGCUCCCGGUCGGUACCGAGGCCGUCUACGACAUCAACCUCGGCUCUUUCCAUUACCCGAGCGAGCUGGUGGUCGGCCCGCUCGCCACCGCCAUUGUCGUCGACGGCGCCUCGUCCUUUGACGGCGCCACGCUCAACACCACCGCUUGCAUCACCAUGUCGCUCCGCGUGAGCACCAACGUCGCUUCGUCCUCGUAUGCCUGGACUGUCACCGGCCCGGCAACAGUCACUUCGGCGCUCACCGGCGCGCCAUACGUUGAGUUUGUCGCCGCUGCCCUCGGUCACAUCGAAGUCUCGCUCCAAGUCGCUGCCUGCCCCAACUCGGCCGUGCAUGGCAUUUCUGUCCUCGCGCUCGACGAGUGUGAUCCCAUCUGCAACGCGCCGGCCUGCUCAAUUGAGCACGGCGCAUGCGUCGCGCCAAACACCUGCGCCUGCGACAUUGGAUACGACGGCGCCGACUGCUCCGCCCUCAUUGCUGACUACUGUCCGCUGCUAGCCACCCCGGACGGCGGCACCUUUGGUGGAGCCUGCACCACCUCCAUCGGCGGCAGCUGCGGCCCAUUCCAAUGCGAUGUCGGCCGCAAACAGAUCGGCUUUGCCGUCGACGACUACGUCGUCAACGUCACAUGCAAGGCACACAAUGCUACCCAUGGCAAGUGGUCGCAAGACAUUGUCUGCCCCGUCGACGAGUCGUUUUGCCCCUACCUGGCUCCUGCCGAAGGCGGCACCUUUGCCUCCUUCUCGCGCCGCCUCGGCCAGGUCCUCGACAUGACUUGCCGUGAUGGCUACCACUCGCUCGGCGUCCAGUCCACGGCAUGCGUCCAAGGCGCAAGCCGCGCUUUGGGCGUGUGGAGCAAUGCCUCGCUAGUCGACUGCACGCCGCGCGACGGAUACUGCACGCCGCUGCCUCCGCCGCAAUUUGGCAACCUCAACGAGUGCGGCCAUCGCGUCGACGACACCUGCGGUGUCUUUUACUGCGACGUCGGCUACGAGCUCGACGGCCCGACCUCGCGUACAUGCACUGCUUUCAACGAGACCGUCGGCCUGUGGUCCGGAAACGCCUCACGCUGCACCAACAUCGAGUGCGAGCAGCUCGUUGCCCCGGUCAACGGCAGGCUCCUCAGCUGCCCGUCGCGUACCUACCGUGACGUCUGCUCCUACGACUGCGACGACGGCUUCAUCCUUGUUGGCGACAUCACCCGCACCUGCCUGGCCUCGGGCUCGUGGUCGUCAACGCCGGCCAUCUGCGCCAUCUCCACCGAGUACUGCCCCGACCUCGAGGCCGACCCCCACGGUACGCUUGGCGCCUGCAACCGCUCCAUCGCCGGUCAGUGUGGCGUCUUUGGCUGCAACACCGGGUACUAUCUGGUUGGUUCGCCAACGCUCUCGUGUCUCCAAGGCUCGGCCACCGCAGGUAACUGGUCCGCGCCGACUCCGGUUUGUAAGCCGCUCCCCAACUGGUGCCCUGCGCUCGCCGCGCCGGCCAACGGCGACCUCCAGCCGCCGACCGGUUGUGUUCCUGAAGUCGACCGCAUCUGUGCGUCGUUCUCCUGCAACUCGGGCUAUGACAUUAUCGGCGCAACGUCGCGAACGUGCCUGGUGACCGGCAACUGGACAGGCAGUCAUCCGGUGUGCGUGGCCCAGGACUGUGGGCCGCUCAUCCCGCCGGUCGCUGGCUAUCUUGUCGACGGCUGCACCAACACCACCUUCCCCAGCGUCUGCCACUACGGCUGCAACCAGUACUACUCGCUUAUCGGCGACGCGUCGCGGACUUGCCAGCCUGGCCCAGUCUGGUCGCUCCUGCCGCCAACCUGCCAAGACGUCACCCGCCCGUUCAUCGACGCCACCAUCCCACUGGCCAACGCUGUGGACGUCGCGGUCGAGUCCAACGUCACCGUCGUCUUUUCUGAGCCUAUGAACGCCUCGAGUGUCGAGGCCGCCUUUUCGCUCUCUGCCGGCAUCGUGGCUUCGUUCCCGGGUUCUUUCACCUGGAUCACCCCGCGGCUUGUCGUGUUUGACCCUGCACAGCCGCUCGCCGAGAAGACCUCGUUUGUUGUCACCGUCUCGACCCACGCCCGCGACGCCACUGGUGGCCUUGCCUUUGCCAACGUCGGCUCGUUUGCUUUCAAGACCAUCGACCUCACUCCGCCGCAGGUCUCGUUCACCAUCCCUACCCGGGCUAAGCAGGGGGUGCCGGUCGGUGACGACAUUGAGAUCGCGUUCAACGAGGCCAUCGACCCGAGCUCGGUCACUCUCGGCAGCAGCCUCAUUGUCGAGGACGAGGCCAGCGUCGGCGUCGGCGGCUAUCUCACUUGGUCCGCCGGCAACACCCGCGUGGCCCUCACCCCCACGUCGAACCUCACCUUUGCGCAUCGCUACGACAUCAGCCUCUUGACCACCAUCCGCGACGUUUCAGGCAACUUUAUGGCUGCCCCCUUUGCCUCGCACUUUUUCACCGUCGACAACGGACCGCCAUCGGUCAUCAACAUGUCUCCGCCGAACGGUGCACCAGCAGUCUCGCUCGCGGCCUCGAUCCUGAUCACCUUCUCCGAGCCCAUGUCGCUCUCAAAGACCGAGAACGCGGUCUCUGUCAAGCUCGACGGCGUGACUCCGGUCUCCGGCUCGGCCUUUUGGCUCUCGCUCUCGGUCCUCCAGUGGACUCCAUCGGGUUUGGUCGCCGACCGCGACUACACCAUCACCAUCUCAGCUGACGCCCAAGACGAGUCGUCGUACCCUCUCUCGCCGACCUGGGCCUCCUCCUUCCACACCAUCGACAACAUCCCACCAGUCAUGCAGUGGCACCUGCCAGUCGACGACGCCGGCCCGCUCUCCAUCUCUUCCACCGUGGUCACGCUCGCCUUUAACGAGCCGAUGAACACCACCACGUUCCCGCCCGCCUUCUCGCUCUCCGACGCGGAUGCACGUGUCGUUCCGGGCUCCUUUGCCUGGACCGGAAACAACUCGGUCGUUACCUUUACGCCCUCGGCGCUUCUUGCCCAGAAGACUACCCACUAUGUUGCUGUCUCGGCAGGCGCCCACGAUGUUUCGGGCAACUCGCUCGCGCCGUCGUUCUUCCAGUUUACCACCGAGGACAUCGACGGCCCCGUCGUUGUCAGCGUCGCCCCAGCCAACGCUUCUGCAAACGUUGCGGUCACGACUCUGCUCGUCGUCACCUUUGACGAGGCUCUCAACGUGAGCUCCGCGAGCGAUGCCGCCACGCUUGCCUGUCGCGAUGUGGGGGGUGAUGGGCCGUGGACCCCUCUGCCGCACAUCGCUGCCUUUUCGCUCGGUGGUGCGCGGUUAGGCAUCCGCCCGGCCGCAGGCAGGCCGCUGGUCAACGAGACUCUGUGUCGGCUGGUUUUCGUGCGAGCUGCACUCACCGAUGCUAUCGGCAACGCCAUGGCGCCUGGUCCCGACCUGGUCUUUACAUGGGAGACGCAGGACAUUACCGCGCCGACCGUGAUUUCGAUGACUCCAGCCGACGCCGCCAUUUCAAUCCCGGUCACCGCAAACGUCAGUAUUGUCUUCUCGGAGCGCAUGGACGUGGCGUCGGCCGACUCGGCGCUGACGGUGGCGCGAAUCGACGGUUCAUCGUUUGUGCCCAUCAGCGGCUCCAGCGCUUGGUCAAGCGAUCUCACGCGGCUCACAUGGGUGCCAGAUGCGCCGCUCUCCGACGACGCCUCUUACCGGACGACGGUGGCGGGCGGGACGGCCAAGGACGUGGUGCUCAACUCGCUCGCUGCCACUGCUGUUGCCACCUUCCGCACGGUCGAUCUCACGCCUCCCACCGUUGUCUCGGUCUCGCUGGCCGACGGCACCAUUGGUGUGAUGAUCGAGGAGCUCGAGCCGGCUUCGGCGUCGGGUACCUUUGUGUGGUCAGACGUCAACCGAGUGCUCACCUACACACCAGGUGGCGACCACGGACUGCGCAAUCUAACGCGACACUGCUUGCAAGUGACCGGCGAGGCAACCGACGUGUCGCUCAAUCGGCUCCUGGGCUCGCCGCCGGUCGACGUCUGCUUUAUCACGCUUGACGUGACCGCGCCACGAGUGACGAGCGUGGCACCGCCAGACACGGCCGAGCUGGUCCAUCCCACCACUGCGAUCACACUCGCGUUCAACGAAGCGAUGGAGACAAGCUCGGUUGCGGCUGCGCUCUUGGUCUCAUACCUGCCGUCGGGUGGUGGGCCGCGGGUGACUCUUCCUGGCACGCUCACCUGGGCCUCACUCGCCAACGUAUCGGCUACGUUUGUGCCUGCUACUGUACUGCCGAACCUUGAGGUCAUUGACAUUGCCCUCGAUGCGACAACGGCUGUCAACUCGGCGGGCAUUCCGCUGGAGACCAACUUUGCGGCGGCGUUCACUACAUUGCGCGCAGUGCCGACGCUGGGCGCCGUGGCACCGACCGGCGUCGUCGCCGGCUCGGUGGUGACGGUGACCGGAACCGGCUUUCUAGGCGCAACCUGCGCUGAUUUGCAUGUCCGUGGCGAGGCGCUUGCCGGGACCGCCACCGUGGUCCGCGGCUCGCCGAACGACGAGAUUCGUGGGUGCACAGUGGCACCCGGCCUGGCUGCGGAAGCAGGUCUGGAGCUCACGCUCACGCUCGACUCGCUUGCUGCGCCAGCCAACCUCACGCUCGACGUCUACUCGGAUGUGGUGGCGGUGAGCCCGAGCUCCGGCCCGCCUGGUGCUGCCAUCAUGGUCACCGGCAGCGGCUUUCAUAACGUUGCCUCGUGUGCCGCGGUCACCGUUGACGGCGUACCUGCGAGCGGAAGUCCGUCCGUUCUUGUGGGCGGGACUCGCUUGGACGGAUGUACCGUGCCGAUGAGCCUUGGCGUAGGAACGGUCGGCCGCGUGAGCGUGUCGGCCGGAUCGCUGGACGCUGCAGCUCGGGCUGGAGCGGUUGUUCCGAGCUUUACGGUAGUUCCCCAGCUGGUGAGCAUGUCGCCAGACACCGGCGACCAGAACACGAUAUUCAAUGUGACCGGCAGCGGGCUGGCUGGCGCAGACUGCUCCUCGGUUCUCAUCGACGGAGUGGCGGCGAGCGGGACACCAUCCGCAGCAAGCGGUUCGCUGCUCGCAGGCUGUGCCGUCCCGCAAGGGCUAACCAGCACACGCGUCGGCGCAGUCGCAGUGGCGUUUAACGCUGUGACCUCGGGUACAGGUGCAGGAGUUACUUUCACGUACGAACCGAUGGUGGUGUCUGUGACCCCUGCAGCCGGGAUGACCGGACAGGCGUUUACGCUCGUGGGCGCUUCGCUGGGUGGCAUCACGUGUGGUGACAUUGUGUUUGGUGCAGUGGCAGCGAGCGGCGGGCCAGCGAGCGUGAGCGCAGCAGGAGCGGGGCUCUUUGCGGUCACCGGAUGCAGCGUACCGUCUGCGGUGGUGGGAACGGUUGCCGACGUCCGAGUGACGCUCGACGGCUUGAGCUCUGCCACCGGUAGCGUCUCGUUUGUAUACGCGGCGACGAUUUCGCGAAUUGCGCCGACCUCGGGCCCGGUCGGCACGGCGGUGAGCAUUAUCGGCUACUUUGGCACUGGUCUGCCGCUCAACUCGAUCUCGCUCGGCGGCCUGCUGUGCUCGGGCGCGGGUGUGGCGCAAUCUGGUGCCACGGUCUUGCUUGGGUGCGUGGCGCCAAGCGCUGGAUCCGGGAGCGUGGCUGCGGUCUCGGCGGUGGUCGGCAACGUAGCGGCGGUGGUUGACGGGCCGGCAGCGGACGUGUCGUUCAAGUACGUGCCCGCGGUGACGAGCGUGAUGCCCAGCAGUGCGGCGGCCGGCACGGCUGUCGACAUUGUGGGCAUCGGGUUUGGUCCGGAUGCGGUCGUCGACCUCGACGGGCUCAGCUGCAACUCGAGCGUGGUUGUCACUUUUACCCGUAUCUCCGGCUGCGUGGUUCCAGCGCUUUCGUUUGCAUCUGGGCGUGUGGUGAGUGCGAGAGUGACCAGCGGCGGCGAGGCUGCGAGCGGGGCGCUGACCAUCCUGCCGGGCCUGGUCUCGAUUAGUCCGAAACUGGGGCCAACCGGGACUGCGGUGACGUUGACUGGGACCGGGCUGGCCGGCACCGGGCUGAGUGUCUCUAUUGGCGGGUAUCCGUGCGCAGUGAGCUCGGCUGGGCUGGACAACAGCUACGGUAUCCUCACGGGAUGCACCAUGCCGCUCGGGCCGAACACGGGCACAUCGCAGGUGGUACAGGUGACAGUCAACGGGGUGACAAGCGUUGAGACAAGCGUCACGUUCUUCUACGUCGACAUUCCGGCGCUUCUCGACUCGGUGCCGCAGUCUGGUCCGCAGGCCGGUGGUACCAACGUGUACAUCUUUGCCUCGCCUCCGUUUGUCUUUCUGGACUCGCCGGCACUUGGCAUCAAGUUUGAGAGCGUGGCGGCGAGCCGCAGUGUGGUUGACCGAGCGGCAUCGCGGGCAGGCGGGCUGGUCGACCUCAGACGGAGCAGCAUCACCUUUGUCUCCGAGUCCAUUCUCCAGUUUACGCUGCCUGCGUUCCCGACGACGCGGGCUGUAACGCUCUCUGUCACCAACGACGGGUUCAACUAUGCGCCGCCGCUGAUGUUUACCUACUUUUCGACGCCUGUGCAGCUUGUGCUUGUCCGCCCGCUUCCGAGUGCGUACGACAAUGCCGGUGCACUGGAGGCUUUGCUGCAGCCUGCGAUCGGUGUUGGCGAUGCAAGUGGGGCAAUUGUGGUCAAUGACGCAUCAGUGCAGGUCCCGAUCAUGCUGCAAGUCGUGCGAGAGGCCGACAGCGAGCUGGUGACGCUCACGACGGGAACGAGUGCGACGACCGAGGCCGAUGGCGUGGCCACGUUUUACGACUUUUCAUUUGUGGGCCUCCGCAACGAGAGUUACCGAUUCGAGUUUACGACGGCUGCCGGCUUUGCGCCGCUGGUGGUGAGCGGUGUGCGAGUCAUGAGCUGCGGCGAGUCGCGCAACUACUCUGUGGCCAUGGACAAUCGAGUUGACUGCCAGUGCGGGCUCGGGUACGAGGUUGCGAGUGUGGCGGGCGAAGUCAAGUGCCAGCCGUGCUCAAGCCGCGGGUACAAGGACUUUGUCGGCGACGGCGGGUGCCUCGAGUGCCCGAUCAACAAGUUCACGACUGCUGGGGCGCGCGGAGCGCGGUCAGACUGCCAUUGCGGCGAUGGGUGGUACCUGCCGUCGAGCGAGCCUGCUGGAUGUGCCGACUGUGUGUGUCGGCGUUGUGUGCGUGGCGGUAACUGUACGUCGGGCGCGAUUGUGCCACUGGCUGGCUUCUGGCGGGCGUCGCGGUCGCAAAACGAUGUGAUUCUCGAGUGCGACGAGGUGGAUGCGUGCGUGGGUGGGGCAUCGGAGGCGUGUGCGGCCGAGUACACUGGUCCGCUUUGCGGAGUGUGCCGUGACAGUUAUGCCAAGUUUGGUGACAACUGCCUGCGAUGUCCGAGUGUGAUGGAGAACAUGGCGAUUCUUGUGGCGAUUGCCAUUGUCUUUAUCGGCUUUAUCCUCUUCCUCAUCAAGUCUGCACUGCUCUCGUGGAAGUCGCAAAAGUCGAUCUCUGCGGCGGUGUUCAAGAUCAUGAUCAACUUUCUGCAGACAGUGGCGUUUUUGGGCGACUUUCGAACGCGAUGGCCAAACACGCUACGGGUGCUGUUUGGCAUGGCGUCGUCGUCGAACGGAUUCUCGACACGGUUCUUCUCGAUCCAGUGCGCGUUUGGGUGGAGCUUCUUUGACUCGGUCCUGGUGGCCAUGCUUGUGCCUCUGUUUGUGGUUACGGUCCCGACCGCGCUCCUCUGUGGCAACUACUACGUCCGCAAGUGUGUUGGCUCACUGAAGACCAAGCGGUGGAAAGUGUUCUCGCGGCGGAUCUGGGUCUCUGUCCUAGUGCUUAUUUUCUUCACCCACCCCUCAGUGACGUCCACGGUGCUGGAGGUCUUUGCCUGCCGCAAUAUCGACGGUGUGGCGUAUCUUGCUGCCGACAUGUCGCUUGCGUGCUACACGGCGUCGCAUGUGCGGUGGAUGAUUGCCGCAGGCGUUUUCUUUGUGGUGUACGUGGUGGGCGUGCCGGUUGGCGGUGUGUUUCUCCUCUGGCGACAGCGUGAGGUUCUGCACACGGCCGAGGGCCGGCGGCGGUACGCGUUCCUGGUCUCCGGAUUUCUGCCGAACCGGUACUACUGGGAGAUGGUCAUUCUUGUGCGCAAGUCUGCCAUCAUCACCAUCAAGGUCUUGCUCAAGACUAAUCCUGUGGCGCAGGUGUAUGCGGCGGUGUGGGUGGUGGCGCUGGCGCUGUUUGUCCACAUGAAGGCCUCGCCGUUUGCGUUUUCGAUUUUGACCUCGAUGGAGAUGCUCUCGCUCGUCGUCACCUUUGUCAUCCUCAUGGCCUCGCAGCUUUACUACGCCGACGAGCUUGGAGGGUCUGACACCGUGGUAGUCAACUCACCGUUCCACUCGGUCCUCACGAUCUUCCUUGUUCUGCUCCUUCUCGGCUCAACCGGGUACAUGCUCGCGGUUGCGGCGCGACAGAAGCUUCGCAAGAUGCGCCACAAGCUGCCGCGGGUUGUAUGGUGGAUCUGUCGGCUCGAUGGGGUGAGCGUGGCGGCGAACCGGGCCGAGGCGCAGUCUGCGGCGGGCGCAGUAGCCAUCAAAAAGGCCGUUGCCAUGGCGGAUCUCACAUACUCGGAGUACGACGAUGACAUCAUCCGUGCUGGCGCUGUGGGCGUCGGGGCGCUCGAGCAGGUUGAGUGGCUCGGGUAG